Messenger RNA from Desarmillaria tabescens, 330 nucleotides. Its product is annotated as hsp10-like protein. The record is from RefSeq and is a predicted model, not a curated record. Gene Ontology annotation, cellular component: mitochondrial matrix. Gene Ontology annotation, molecular function: ATP binding; metal ion binding; protein folding chaperone. The annotation marks the transcript as partial. Lineage: Eukaryota; Fungi; Basidiomycota; Agaricomycetes; Agaricales; Physalacriaceae. The transcript has 3 exons.
GCUGCCCAGGCGACUUUCAAAUCUAUCAAAGCUCUCGUUCCUCUCCUUGACCGAGUGCUAGUGCAGAGGUUCAAGCCGGAGACAAAAACUGCUACUGGGAUCUUCUUGCCUACGUCGGCGACGACGAAUCCCCUGCCAGAGGCCACCGUGAUCGCUGUUGGCCCCGGUGCGCCGAAUAAGGAUGGUCAGAUUGUGCCUACACAGGUGAAGGCCGGAGACAGAGUACUUUUGCCUGGAUGGGGAGGCAACGCGAUCAAGGUUGGCGAAGAGGCGAGUCUUGAAUAUUUCUUGUUCAGGGAUUCGGAUAUCCUUGCUAAAAUCCAGGAGUGA